Messenger RNA from Chrysoperla carnea, 2585 nucleotides. Its product is annotated as general transcription factor 3C polypeptide 3. The record is from RefSeq and is a predicted model, not a curated record. Lineage: Eukaryota; Metazoa; Arthropoda; Insecta; Neuroptera; Chrysopidae. Gene Ontology annotation, biological process: transcription by RNA polymerase III. The transcript has 3 exons. Gene Ontology annotation, cellular component: transcription factor TFIIIC complex. Gene Ontology annotation, molecular function: protein binding. The coding region runs from base 21 to 2585 and encodes 854 amino acids.
UUUCACUAAAAAUAAGAAUAAUGGCUAAAAUGACAUCUUCUGGUGAUGAUAAAUCCAUAGUUGGAAAACUAAUGUCAGCCGUUUUAAAUCAAGCUGGGUCUUCUCAUUCGGUUGAAAUAUGUGAAGUAAAUGAAAAUGAAGAGACUGAAACGCAAGUCGUCGAUAAAUUACUUAGUGGAGCUUUAACUUAUACCGAUUACACAAAAUGUAUGGGGGAAGAUAGUGAAGCUGAAGUUGAAGAUGAUGAACUAAACGAUGAUAUCGCUGAAGAUCAACAAGACGAAGAAGUUAUUAUUGAUGAAAUAAUAAGUAAAGAUAAAUCGACAUCAGAAGAUAAAAUCACUAAAAAGCCUAAACGUAGAUCUGUACGACGGAGUAAAUUACCAUUAGCUUUGAAGGGUCUUAUGGGAGAAGCAAAUUUACGAUAUGCACACGGUGAAACUGAUAUAGCAGAAAAACUCUGUUUUGAAAUUAUUCGACAAGUUCCAACUGCUGCUGAACCAUUUCACACAUUAGCACAAAUUUAUGAAGCUGAUCAUCCUGAAAAAAGUUUACAAUUAUCAUUAAUUGCAGCACAUUUAAGUUCACACAACGGCGAAGAAUGGAUUAGAUUUGCCAACAUAUCACUCGAAAAAAAUGAUGUUCGGCAAGCUUCUGUAUGUUUAACAAAAGCUAUAACCGCUGAUCCCAAAAAUAUAAUGUAUCAUUUACGACGAUUAGAAGUUUAUGAAACUUAUAUGACCGAUACACUCAUGUAUCUGAAAGCAGGAAUGCGAUUACUUAAUGUCUUAGAUGGUGAAACACAUUCUGAUUUAUUAAUCAAAUAUGCUUUGAUUGUAGCUGAAGGAUACUUUAAAGGGGGUCAUAAUCAAAAAGCGAAAGAAGCUAUGGAAAUGUUAUUUCAAAAGUGUCCACAACAUGUUACUUUAGAGCACGUAAAUCGGAUGAUUGACCUUUUGCUGGGAUGUAAAGCUUUUCAUCAAAUUAUUGAAUUAUUAGUAGAAUAUUGUUCGUACUCCAUUGAAGCAGAGAAACAAACGUAUAAAAAUACAGAUGGAACCGUUGAAGAAAAUAUUGUGAUAUUAAAUUAUGAAGUGCCUCAAGAAGUUCCAAUUGACAUACAUGCGAAGUUUUUAAUAACAUUAAUCUACAUGAAACUCACCAAUCUUAAUGAAAAUAUCCAAAAUGAAGUAGAAAAAUUUAAUGUCGAACAAUCUGGUGAUUUACUAUUCGAUAUUGCUGAAGCAUUCAUGCAAGAAAAUUUACAUUCCCAAGCAUUUUUAAUUCUUGAUAAAUUAGUUAAAACUGAAAAAUUCAGUAUGGCUGCUGUUUGGUUACGGCAUGCUGAAUGUUUACAGGUUUGUCGUAAAUUUACUGAAGCGAUUGAAAGUUAUAAACAGGUUAUUGAAUUAGCACCGCAAUUAGCUGAUGUACGAAUGACAUUAUCUACAUUAUUACGUGAACAAGGACGUGUAAAUGAGGCUCUUGUUGCAUUAGAUCAAGAACUCUUAAUCGAAGAUCUAGAUCCUCAUGUAUUGAUUCAACGGUGUAAAUUACUCCGACAGCAUUAUAAAUUUAAAGAAUAUAUCCGUGAUGCUUUACUGUUAUUACUGCGUCAUUGUAUCGAUUCCUCAAUUAUUCAAGAAUUGCAACAAGAUAUUAAUAUUAGUCUCGAUGAUAAUCAAAUUUUAUCACUAGAUCCAAUUUCUGAGGUUUUUAUUAAUGAAGUUCCGAUUAAAAGUGAGAAAAAAGGAAAAGAUAAAGAGAAAAAAACAGAAUUAAUGAUUGAACAAGAAUGGAAAAUUUAUAAUGAUAUUUUAAAUAUUUCAUAUUUAGCUAAUCAAAUGAAUUUAAUGCAACGAAUUAAUCAAUCAGCUUUGUUAUCGAAGAAAUUUACGAAAGAACCGAUUUACAAGAAACAAAUCGAAUUAGCGCAUGCAAUAUCAAGUAUUUACAGUAAAGAUACGUAUAAUGGAUAUAACACACUUCGGGCGAUGAUUUUAAGCGACGUACAUAACGUAAACAUUUGGAAUUUAUUUAACGCGUUGCUACAAACACCGGAUGAUUGUCGAAAUCAUCGUUUUGUGAUGCGAUUACUUUCACGUGAAAAUGUUAGCCCGGUCCUUCAUAUUUUACAUGGAAAUAACUGUCUGGUCGCGGGUACAUAUAAAUAUGCAUUAAGUGAAUAUUGUAAUACAUUUCGAUCUUUUGAAUCCCCCCUCGCGGCAUUUUUAAUUGCUGUAACACUGUUUCAAAUGGCGUGUCAAAAGAAUACAGCAAAAAAACAUUCGUUGGUUGUACAAGGUCAUGCAUUUUUAACAAUUUAUAAAAAAUUACGUGGUGCCGAUUGUUUUCAUGAAGUACAUUAUAAUUUUGGUAGGGCUUAUCAUCAAUUAGGUGUGUAUCCUUUGGCAAUUCAUUAUUAUAAAAAGGUUUUGGAUUUUGAUUCGCCUUUAUUGAGACAGAAAAGUAGAAAUGAUUUAGAUUUAAAACGUGAAGCGGCUUUUAAUAUAAGUCUAUGUUAUAAGUUGAGUGGAGCGAAACAUUUAGCGUUAAUGUAUUUGCGAAAAUAUAUUGUUGUAUAA